Plasmodium yoelii is the source of this 945-nucleotide messenger RNA. Its product is annotated as PIR protein. Bases 1 to 945 code for a protein of 314 amino acids. NCBI's taxonomy places the organism in Eukaryota, Apicomplexa, Aconoidasida, Haemosporida, Plasmodiidae. The transcript is spliced from 3 exons. The record is from RefSeq and is a predicted model, not a curated record.
AUGAAUAAGCAAGUGUGUAACACACUCAUUUCUACAAGUAACUCGUUUUCCAAUAGUUUGGAUAGUACAAAAAACUAUCGAUUUAAUAUGAAUGAAGGAAUUUUUAGUAAUUAUUGUACUAGUAACAACUGUAGUACUAAUCACGAAAAAAUUAAUGCUGGAUGUUUAUAUUUGUUUGAUUCAUUUUUUGGGAGUUCUUCUGUGUUUAAGUCUGUUGCAAAAAGUAACAUAAAUGUUGUUGAAUACAUUAUGAUAUGGUUAAGUAAAAUGUUAAACCAAAUCGAUAAUAAAGAAAAACAGAGUCUAAAUUUUUUAUAUAAUAUAUAUAUAAAUAAUGAGAAUUAUAAAAAGCCUAUAUCGAGUUUUACGAAGUAUAAAGAUUAUAAGGAACUUAUAGAUGAAACAAAUAUGAUGAAAAUGGAUAUUAAAGAUAUAUCUAAAUUAUAUGAUGCAUUUAUUACAUUAUGUAUGCUGUAUACUGAAUUUAAUGAAAAAACUCCAGAUUGCAAUAAAUGUUCGGAACGUGCUGAUGAAUUUGUUAAAAAGUAUAAUAAACUUAAUAACUAUUCUGACAUUGCUAAUGAUAGUCCAUAUUAUAGAUUAUUGUCUACACUAUCAAAUGAUUAUAAUAAUUUUAAAAAGAAUUAUAAUGAUGUUAAAUGUUCCAAUUCACCCUUACCAACGAUAGAAAAACCAAAAAAUUAUGUACAAAGUUUUGGAGGUGAUCAUGAACAAACUGUACAAAUAUUAGAACAAAUUUCUGAAGAUGCAUCAUCAAGUUCGUCGAUAUCAAAGAAUUUAUUUAUAGUUUUAUCGAUAUUUGGUGCAAUAGGAUUUUUUUUAGGAAUUUCUUAUAAGUAUUCGUUAUUUGGAUUUCGGAAACGAUUUCAAAAACAAAAAUUAAGAGAAAAGCUAAAAAAUAUAAAGAAGAGAAUGAAUCAAUAA